Emys orbicularis (European pond turtle) is the source of this 3038-nucleotide messenger RNA. RefSeq names its product spondin 1 (gene SPON1). Lineage: Eukaryota; Metazoa; Chordata; Testudines; Emydidae. The transcript is spliced from 16 exons. Gene Ontology annotation, cellular component: extracellular matrix. Gene Ontology annotation, biological process: cell adhesion. Bases 225 to 2633 code for a protein of 802 amino acids. The record is from RefSeq and is a predicted model, not a curated record.
UCUCUCGGAUCUCGCAGCUUUCAGCCUCUCUCUCUUUCUCCCCAUGCUGGGGAGAACUCGCAGGGUAAAACUGACAGAGGCUGCGGUUUUGUCAGAGUCUUGCUGGCUUGCUUGUUUUCUCCAGAGACAAGGGGGGUAUUUCCUAGCCAUCCUUUCCAACCUGUCCAUGUUGUGAGCCGCAGCAGCAGCAGCAGCACCACAAAAAGUUGUUGGGAGCACCGAGGAUGGGACUUCAUUUACAACCCUUCGCUUUGCACUUUCUGGCUUUGACUUUUCCCUUAGUGGCGCUGGGUUUCUCUGAUGAAACCUUAGAGAAAGCCACGAAAUCAGAAGGAUAUUGCAGCCGGAUUCUGCGAGCCCAAGGCACCAGAAGAGAGGGAUAUAAUGAAUUUAGCCUGAGAGUAGAAGGCGAUCCUGAAUUUUACAAGCCUGGAAACAAUUACAGGGUAACCCUUUCUGCUGCCACUCCAGCCUACUUCCGUGGAUUCACACUGAUUGCUCUGAAGGAGGGCAAAGAGGGAGACAAAGAAGAAGAUCAUGCAGGAACCUUUCAGAUUAUAGAUGAAGAAGAAACACAAUUCAUGAGUAAUUGUCCUGUUGCUGUUACUGAGAGUACACCAAGAAGACGGACACGGAUUCAUGUUUUCUGGACAGCGCCUCCUGUUGGUACAGGCUGUGUAAUUCUGAAGGCCAGUAUUGUGCAGAAGCGAAUUAUUUAUUUUCAAGAUGAGGGCUCUCUUACCAAGAAACUAUGUGAACAAGACUCAACCUUUGAGGGGGUGACUGAUAAACCAAUCUUAGACUGUUGUGCCUGUGGAACUGCUAAAUACAGGCUAACUUUUUAUGGAAACUGGUCAGAGAAGACGCAUCCAAAAGAUUAUCCACGACGAGCUAAUCAUUGGUCAGCAAUCAUUGGUGGUUCUCACUCCAAGAACUAUGUCCUUUGGGAAUAUGGAGGAUAUGCUAGUGAAGGUGUUAAACAAGUUGCAGAGUUGGGGUCCCCAGUAAAAAUGGAAGAAGAAAUUCGACAACAGAGCGAUGAGGUUUUAACUGUCAUCAAGGCGAAAGCACAGUGGCCUGCCUGGCAACCGCUGAACGUGAGAGCUGCUCCCUCUGCUGAAUUUUCUGUGGACAGGACUCGUCACCUGAUGUCUUUCCUUACCAUGCUAGGCCCCAGUCCUGACUGGAAUGUAGGCUUGUCAGCUGAAGACCUUUGUACCAAGGAUUGUGGCUGGGUUCAGAAAGUCGUUCAGGAUCUGAUACCAUGGGAUGCUGGUACCGACAGUGGGGUUACCUAUGAGUCACCCAACAAGCCUACAAUUCCUCAGGAGAAGAUAAGACCACUAACGAGCCUUGAUCACCCUCAGAGUCCCUUUUAUGAUCCAGAAGGAGGGUCUAUAGCAGUGGUGGCCAGAGUUGUCAUUGAGAGAAUUGCACGAAAGGGAGAGCAAUGCAAUAUCAUCCCUGAUAAUGUAGAUGACAUUGUAGCAGAUCUUGUUCCAGAAGAGAAAGAAGAAGAUGACACCCCUGAGACUUGCAUUUACUCAAACUGGUCCCCAUGGUCAGCCUGCAGCUCCUCCACUUGUGAUAAGGGCAAGAGGAUGAGGCAGAGAAUGCUUAAAGCCCAGCUGGACCUCAGUGUGCCUUGUCCCGAUACCCAGGAUUUUCAGCCAUGUAUGGGCCCAGGCUGUAGUGAUGAAGAUGGUUCCACUUGCAUGAUGUCUGAAUGGAUUACAUGGUCCCCCUGUACUGUUUCUUGUGGAAUGGGAAUGCGAUCUAGAGAGAGAUAUGUGAAACAAUUUCCUGACGACGGCUCGAUGUGCAAAGUACCUACUGAAGAAACUGAGAAAUGUAUUGUAAAUGAGGAAUGUUCUCCUAGUAGUUGCCUUGUGACAGAAUGGGCAGAGUGGAAUGAAUGCAGCGCUAGCUGUGGAAUGGGAAUGAAAAAGCGACAUAGAAUGAUUAAGAUGACUCCAGCUGAUGGAUCCAUGUGCAAUACGGAAACUACCGAGGUGGAGAAAUGCAUGAUGCCAGAGUGCCAUACCAUUCCCUGUAUGCUUUCCCCUUGGUCUGAAUGGAGUGACUGCAGUGUCACUUGUGGGAAGGGGAUGAGGACCCGGCAAAGGAUGCUGAAAUCUGCAGCUGAGCUUGGAGACUGUAAUGAGGAGCUGGAGCAAGUGGAGAAGUGCAUGCUUCCAGAGUGCCCCAUUGACUGUGAAUUAACCGAGUGGUCCAAGUGGUCUGAAUGCAAUAAAUCCUGUGGAAAAGGUCAUAUGAUCAGGACGAGAAUGAUUAAAAUGGAACCACAGUUUGGAGGCGCUCCAUGCCCAGAAACUGUCCAGCGUAAAAAAUGCCGAAUAAGAAAAUGUUUGAGAGGUCCAGGUCUAGAGAAAAGGCGGUGGAAAGAAGCCCGUGAGAAAAGGAGAAGUGAACAUGCCAAGGAAGAUGUAGAUGGUGAGCUGUAUCCAGGUUGUAAGAUGAGACCAUGGACUGCUUGGUCAGAAUGUACCAAACUGUGUGGUGGUGGAAUUCAGGAACGCUUCAUGACUGUAAAGAAGAGGUUCAAAAGCACUCAGUUUACCAGCUGCAAAGACAAGAAGGAGAUAAGAGCAUGUAAUGUUCACCCUUGUUAGCAAAACCCGAGGCUGCAAAGUGAUGGAGUCUGAGCUAAAUGGAAAGUCAACCAUGGUUUUGAUUUAAAAAAAAUAUAUAUAUAAAUGGUGUAUAUUAGUCUUCAUUUUUGCAGUGUGGGUUGCUUAUUAGUCUUGCUGGUGCAAGAAAUAUAUUUUAUAAAUAUUUCCUCACAAAUGUAUGCUGAGAGUGGCUCCUUGAUACUCCAGCUAGCCCUUAAUGCAUAAAACUAGUAAGUCAUUGUGAGUCAUUUAACUCUGAAAUAAAAACAUCUCUGUGGAUAUGCAAUAGCCAUAUAGAAAUAUUCCCUGUACAGACAUGGGGUGCAUGCAUAUUAACGUAACUAAGUUAAAGUGACAUGUCUCACGCGUGGAAGGAAUUGUCUCAUUUGAUUUGAUUUCAAAAUA